Molecule: messenger RNA, 2482 nt
Organism: Rhizopus microsporus ATCC 52813
Lineage: Eukaryota; Fungi; Mucoromycota; Mucoromycetes; Mucorales; Rhizopodaceae
Exons: 7
Coding region: 243-1985 (580 amino acids)
Biological process (GO): cell surface receptor signaling pathway; G protein-coupled receptor signaling pathway
Cellular component (GO): membrane
Molecular function (GO): G protein-coupled receptor activity; protein binding
Source: RefSeq, a predicted model, not a curated record
AGGUUCUAGAGGGGGCGGGGGACUAUGCAGUAUAAAUAGACUUGUGUUAUUCGAGAAAUGUCAGUUACAAAGAGAAAAACAACAGCCUUUCUUAUUUUAUUCUGAAUCGUUCUGAAUUUCCCCACCUUUCUUUCCUGAUUUUUAUUUUUCUGUUACCCUCAUUUGUAAAUUUAAAGAGCAGAUACCCCAAGGCCUGCCUUCAACUACUGAUCAGAUCAAGAGCAUAGUAAAGCGACAAUACAAUGGUUUCGCAUCUUUUAUAUAAAUGUGCACUUGUCUUCACCCUAUCCCUUUCCCCAAUUUUUGGUCAAGCACAAGUGCCUACAACUAAUACUACACAAUCUAGUGCCACAAGUGCUUCUGCCACACCAAGCUCAUGUACAAAUUAUCCAACAAAUGGAAUAUGCAGUGCAUAUAUAAACUAUAGCGUAUACACAAAAGGACUGCCAAUACCAUUAAUUGAACAACAAAUAGCACUAUUAAAGAAUAUAAGCGAAGGCUUUAAAGACAUUGCACCCACUUGUGUAGACGCUUAUUACAGAUAUUCUUGUUCCUUUGCUUAUCCUAGAUGUGAUAACAAUGAACCCACAAUGGGAUGCAUAUCCUCUUGCGAAGAAGUUUACCAUCAAUGUAAAAAUAUCUUUAUGCUUACUGGGCUUAACGCACUGCCAGACUGCAAGAAAACAUCACCCAUCACACAACAGCCUCUGUCUUCCAGCAGCAAAUGUAACGCUAUAGCAUCUAAGCUUUCAAAUACAAACGCCCACUAUAACCUAUCAUAUAUUCCAGACAACUUUGUUGUUGCCCAAUGCCCCGCUCCUUUUGUAAAGGAUGCUGGUUAUGAACAGCCAGGAAGCGCAACAAACACUGCAUUCUGUAAAGCAGGCUGUUGCCUUCCGUGUCCGCAACAAAAUUUUUUCUAUCCUACCGACUGGACUAUACGUGCGUUCUUAGCAACCGACAUUGUCAGAUGCAUAUCCGCCGUAUUGUCACUCAUCCUGACAGUCAGUUACUUGGUCUUGCCUGAUAAGAGAAGACACCCUUCUUUGCUCAUUUUGAACUUUUCUAUAUCCAUCUUUCUGUUCAGCAUGGUCUCUUUCUUCUCAGUAAAUGAUCCUAAACGAAUUCAAUGUGCCAACCCUGCUUCUGUCAGCUCACAAGACAAUAAUCCUUUAUGUGCUGUACAAGGCGCUAUUCUUAUCUUCUCUUCAUUGGCAACCUGCUGUUGGAGCGCUGCUCUCAUUCUGAAUCUUCACUUGCACACUGUUUGGAAAGUGAACUUCUUUACCAACAGAUACUAUAUUUUGAACACCUUUUGCUGGGGAUAUCCUAUUGUCUUUAUGUCACUCACUCUUGGUCUUCACAAGGUCAAAUUUGAAUUUGCCAACCUUUGCUUAGUAUCUGUAGACAAGAUUUUCGAGUUAUUCUUUUAUCCUAUGGCUGCUAUCGUCUGUCCAGCAUUCUUGGUUCACAUAGCUACGUUUAUUUAUAUUGCUCGAAUGGCAUUUCGAGAAGGCAUCCAAUCAGACAUAUCUCAGUCUGCAUCUCAAGGCACCACAAACCUGCCUAUUACUUCUAGAAAGCAUAAACAUGUUAUUACUGCAGUGCAGAUUCAAUGGCGUGCUAUAUUGCUGGCUAUUUUGUCUAGUGGAACCGUCGUCUUUUACUGGAUAUUUUACUUUACACAAAUCCACAAAAUGGUUAAUCUCAAGAAUGAUGACACUAUCAAGCUGAGCUGGAUAGAAUGUAUGAUAUCUCCUGAUGGUGGCCAAGACAAUUGUACGUACAUUAUCAAAGACAAACUGCCUCCUUUUGCGCUCAUGGUAGCAGCAGAAACUCUUGUGAGUACGAUUGGUAUUUGGCUCUUUGUGAUAUUCGGAAAGGCAUCUCUCUGGAGAGAAUGGGGUGAUUUCUUCUAUGACUUGCAAGUUUAUAUCAAAACCCGUGGACUUGAAAAGAACAAUGAUCAAUUUUUUGCUCUCUAAUUACUUCUUAAUGUGUGACUAUAGUUAUUAAUCUUAAGCUAAUAAUAAAAAAAAUCUUAAUAUACAAAGCAUAAACAUUAAAAGCCCCAAUCUUUCUCAUCUAUGCUGACAACAAUAUCCAAUAUAAAACAAACUUACACAUGACCACUUCAUUUAGUAUUAGGGUCUAAAAUGACAUUUACACUUGGAUUUCCCUUUUGCGUGUUCUCAUUAAAAAAGUGCAAUGUAGGGUCAAGUGUCGACAGAGAAAUACAGUGCAUAGAGACGAGAGAGGAGUAUAGAAGGGGCUUUUAUAUGAUACUGUGCUAUCCUGCUAUCAAAUACUCCCGAAUUUGACAACACAAUAGCGACAGGUGCUUUGCAAUUAAGAUGUCUUCGAAAAACCACAGAGUGAUUUUUUUACAAACAUCAUUUAAAUUUAUUGCAAAGGUUCAUAUGAGGUUGUAGACCACCGAUAAGGACAGAGUUUACUCUUCAUCUUCUUCUUCAGCAGCUUC